This is a messenger RNA of Brassica oleracea var. oleracea, 2635 nucleotides long. Its product is annotated as WD repeat-containing protein 44-like. Lineage: Eukaryota; Viridiplantae; Streptophyta; Magnoliopsida; Brassicales; Brassicaceae. Gene Ontology annotation, molecular function: protein binding. The record is from RefSeq and is a predicted model, not a curated record. Bases 226 to 2115 code for a protein of 629 amino acids. The transcript is spliced from 6 exons.
UAUAAUUGUACGUUUUCUCUUUUCUCUCUGUUCUGGUCUCUUCACCGAUCACCAUAGAAAUACUUCACAUGGUCUUUAUGUCUACCAUCGCUUCUUCUUCGGAGUGUGUUUGUUCCAGUUUCGAAGUAACCAAGUGAAGACGAACCAACCCACCCAUUGCAGGUUUACUUGGUUGGAAGCAAAACAGGCGGUUGAGGAUUGAACAACGGUUAAGGAGAAUACUUCAUGGAUUACUCGUCUCAAGAGGAAGAUUUGCAGUUUUUUUAUGCCAAGGAAGAAGAGAUGAUGACGGCAUCCGACUUCGAUGUAUGGAAUGAUUCACCUGCAAGUGUUGUGGAGCGGCGGAGGAAGUUCUUGCAGUGGAUGGAAGAUCUUGCUCAACCUAUCAAGUUUGAGUCUGAUGGAGCUUCAGAGAACUGUGUUGAAGCUGAGCAGAUAUCUGGAGGAUUCAGCUCUUCUUCUAGUCAGGUAUCUUCCUCUGCUUCAAGCCUAGUGGAAGUUUCCGAGGAGUUGUUGUCUCUGAAUGUGGAUGGAUGCGAUGUAACGAGAUGGGAGAGCUCUUCAACGGCAUCAUCUUCUAGUUCCAGAUGUUGUCCAUUGAAGGAAACAGAGAAGCAGGGCAAUAUCAAGAAGGGAUGGUUCACCAGGCUGCGCUCUUUUGGAUGUUCCGCGGAUUAUACAAAGAUCAGAGCUUCUUCUUCUAGCUACGGCCAUGUGCUUUCAAGAGUUAAGGUCAAGCAUUGUAGGAAACAGACCAAAGAGCUCUCAGCUCUUUAUCAAAGCCAAGACAUUAAAGCUCACAACGGUUCCAUCUCGGCCAUGAAGUUUAGCGGCGAUGGGAAGUAUCUCGCAAGCUCUGGUGAAGAUGGGAUUGUGCGCGUCUGGAAAGUCAUCGAGGAUAAGAGAUCUAGACCACCAAGAGAUUGCCUUAACCCUACUUGUAUGUACUUUGAGGUAAAUGAUCAUUCCCAGUUGAAACCGGUCUUGUUAGAUGAAGAGAAACCAAACAAGACGACAGAAAGUUUCAAGAGAACAUCUGAUUCAGCCUGCGUCGUCUUCCCUCCUAAAGCUUUCCGGAUAAUGGAGAAACCCUUACAUGAGUUCCGCGGCCACACUGGUGAAGUCUUGGACAUCUCAUGGUCAAUGGAUAACUAUCUUCUCUCGGCGUCAAUGGAUAAAACUGUUCGUCUAUGGCAAGUUGGUUGCAACGAUUGUCUUGGAGUUUUCACUCACAAUAGUUAUGUGACGUCUGUUCAGUUCAACCCGGUGAAUGAGAACUACUUCAUGAGUGGUUCAGUUGAUGGGAAAGUUCGAAUCUGGAACGUUUCUGGUUGCAAUGUUGUUGAUUGGGUUGAUCUCAAAGACAUUAUAUCCGCAGUGUGUUAUCGUCCGGAUGGAAAGGGAGGAAUCAUUGGUUCUCUGAGUGGAGGCUGCAGAUUCUUUAACAUGUCUGGAGACUAUUUAGAAUUGGACUCUCAGAUACAUUUGCUUAGCAAAAAGAAGUCUUCUAAUAAACGUAUAACAGGCUUUCAGUUCUUACCACAAGAUCAGAGCAAAGUCCUGGUUGUUUCCGCUGAUUCCAAAGUCAGAAUUCUCCAAGGCAGAGAUGUUGUCAGAAAAUACAAAGGUGUUUGCAAGACGAGAAGCCUCACGUCAGUGUCUCUCACGUCUGAUGGGAAGCACAUUGUGUCAGCUUGUGAGGACUCCAAUAUAUAUAUAUGGAGCAAUGGAGAGGAAUCAGAUUCUUCUUCUUCCCAAACCAAAAAGAUUAGAUCUUUUGAACGUUUCUCCACCAAUGCAUCCGUUGCAGCAACCUGGUGUGGAUUCUUAGAUCACAACGCAACUCUCCCGUUUUCUUCACCCUCUUGCUUAUCUUAUGAAGGAUUUGUCCCUGGAUCAAUCCCCAAAGGAAGCGCGACGUGGCCAGAGGAAAACUUACCUGCAAAUCCUCUUUCCUCGUCCACAAUGAGUGCAUCACACUACAAGUUUCUCAAGUCCUCAUACCAGAGAGCAACGAAUAGCUCUCUAGCUUGGGGUAUGGUCAUUGUCACAGGUGGUUGGGACGGACGGAUCAGAACAUUUCAGAACUACGGCUUGCCUGUGACUACAGCUUGAGAAAACAAAACCAGAUGCCAUUGUUCUGGCAGGUCUUUGGAGGCUAUGGUAGGUCCCAAAAGAAACCUAGAUCCACUUUCUCGGACUUAUGCUAUUGCUCAAUAGUAAAGAAAGAGAUUCAAAAGCAAGUCCCUCCAGAUUAUGAUCCUGUAGAAGAUCUUUCAAGAAGGGGUCAGUGGGAGAUUUUUCCAUCGGUUGAUAUAGACACAGGAGAUGACAAGGAACAUAUGUUUCUUUUUCUUUGGCAGUAAGUGGCGGUUGGAGAUGGUUUCAACGAGUACGGUUCUGUGAGACGAUUGUGGGGUCCAAAGUAAUCAUGGUAAAGGAGUGGUUGAAGGUGAAAGAUGUUGAUGUUACUUCCACAGAAAAGAUCCUCCUUCAUGGAAGAGAAGUUCAGUUUAUUUUAGCUUAUUACAGAUUUGAUUAGAGAAGAAUUAAUUGAUUGUUAGCUCCCUCCACCUCGAGAGGCUCAGGUUUUUAUAUUUGUAAAUGAUUGUAUACAUCACAACUUCUUUAAAAA